Paramecium tetraurelia is the source of this 537-nucleotide messenger RNA. RefSeq lists its product as uncharacterized. Lineage: Eukaryota; Ciliophora; Oligohymenophorea; Peniculida; Parameciidae. The transcript is spliced from 2 exons. The record is from RefSeq and is a predicted model, not a curated record.
AUGGGCUCUUUUAAAAACACAAUGAUAGUUUUCUUUAUGCUGAUGACCUGUGGAUUGGGAUAGCAGAUUAGAGCUAUUACAGCUUAUUAGAACUGUGAUCAGAAAUGGCAUAGCGAAUAAAUCAACGGCGAUUCCCAAAAAACUAUUUGCUAAAAUGGUAGCUUGGUAAGUUGCAUAUCAAUGAUAUUACAAACAAGUGGCAAGACAAUAAACAAUAGAGCUGUGAACCCAGCAAUAUUGAAUAAAUACUUGACCAAUAACAAUGGGUAUAAAUAAGGAAGUGAAAUUAAUUUUUCAGUUUUGGACAAGGUUGGCUUACACAUUGUGAAAACAGUAUCUGAUUUAAGGACAGCCAUAGAAUAUUAUAACAACAAGUACUACAUUGUAUUGAACAUAAAUUACGGAAAGAACUAUGGAGUCUUAAUUGGAUAUAAUGAAAAGGAUGCGAUCUACCUAAUUAAUAAUCCAAUCAACCCAUCAGAAACCAAAGUAGCAGCCAAAGACAUUACUGUGGCGUUGAUCUUUAAACCCCUUUGA